AGUGAAAAACAUUUACCCACCGUCAAGUCAAAGUAUUGUAACAUGGACCAUUGUAACCCAGGGAGCGUCUGUACAGCAAAUUAUAGAUUUGAUCUGUGACACUAUAAAUAUAUUUUCAAUUAUAUUAUAUAUGUGAUAAAGCACCAUUUUCCUUUCAAUUCAAUUUACUUUUAUAUAGCGCCUUUCAUAACAGUCGCCCCAAGGCGCUUUACAUGGGUGUGUUGUGAUACAUCAUCACUCAGAGUGAACAAUAUAAAAACUUCAAUACUUCAAAUGCUUGUGCUGUUAAAAAUACUGCUUUUCACACAUAAAAGACUUCAAAUGACAAGACAUCUCCUCCUUCAGGGUUUUCAGAUCUCAGAUUCAGUUGUGUGGGUGUCAUGUGAUUGACAGCGAAGGGGCGGCACAGAUUCUGGAAACUCCGUGGAAACGUGCCAGACAGUCAAUAACAGUACCAUCACUACAAUGCAAGAAAAGAGGUACAAUGUUUUCGACCUGAACAAAGGUGCUAAUAUAACAUGCAGCAAUAAAACAUGGCGAGAGAUGAUCUACAACAUCUGGAAAGUCAAAGUGAAGGGGAAGCACUGCUGCGUGGCUUUUCACAUUAACGGGAGUCACUAUGACACAUGUGAGAAUGGGAUGGAGCUGAGGAACAGAACCAGUGGAGAAUCCUACCUGCACAUUCCUCAAAUCACUCUAGGAAACCAGGGAGUUUAUCUCUGUGAGACGGCUUACUGGGGAGGAACCUAUAAUGCAGAGAUUACGGUAUCUGCAAGAGUGCCUCCGCAGAUCUUCAGCAGGCUGGAUAAGCUCCGCAACGGGACAGUGGCUGUGUGCUCAGCUGUGGGGGGAAACCCAGCGGCCUUCAUCUCCUGGAGAACCUCGUGGAAUUCCACAGUGAACCAGAUCUCCACCAGCAACCCAAACGGCACCUACACUGUGGAGAGCCGCUUGGUCCUGCCUGACCGUGUCUCCAGAGAGAACCUGAGCUGCAUCAUCACACACCCCAGCUGGCCGGGGGAGAACAAGGAGAUGCGAUUUUCAGACCCCAAAGCAGGGCAUGUAGCUCAAUGGAUUGGACUUUCUCUGGUCUCAGUGUGCAUCGUUAUCCUUGCUGGCUUUUAUUUGACAUGGAAAUUUCAAAGCAAAAUCAGGAACUGCUGUGAGACAAGCAGUCCAUCCCCGACACCCCCUAAAGUUGUGCAGAGUGUGCAGGAAGUGGAGGAAUUGGAACCGUAUGCAAGUUACGUGCAACGUGUCAACUCUAUCUACAACUCCUCCGCCGAGCUCUGCAGACACUAGCCGCCGCUCUCGGCAGCCACCGAGAAACGCAAACCGCCCCCAGCGGAAAAGGAAGCCCUUCGGCUCCGUGGGGCAUCUUCAGCUCCGUGCUGCUUUCGCACUACACGACGACCUGGAUACAGAUCGACGCCCGCAUCUGCAAGAAGGCGCCGCCUGCGGAGCUUCCCCGAAAAGUUCAAGACGGGUCGAUGGAGAGCCGACAUCUUAAAUGAAACUGAAAAACCAAAAGAAAAAGUAAUGGAACCGAGUCUGUACUCAUUCAGCCUGGAAAUAAUUCGAAGCCCGAAAGUACUCCUCCACGCUGCCCAAAUGAGUCUCUGAUCGAAGAGGGCUGACAAAUAUCUCACUGGCGUUUCCUCAUCCGUUAUUAUUUUUUUUUUACUGUUGUGAAGAAGUUGAAAGAAUGAAUUAGUCAUACUGAAUUUUGUUUUAAUGAUAAGUGGACUAAUUAAGAUGAAAAUCUGUUUAAAUAUCAACGAGAGCAUCCUAGACAGCCCAUAUAUUACAGUAACUUCCAACACUCUGUUACAAUGCAUUCAUAGCACAAAACGUUUUUUUUUAUAAUUCCGCUGCACUGAAGGACACAACUAAACUCGUCGCUAAACU
Messenger RNA from Paramormyrops kingsleyae, 1908 nucleotides. NCBI's taxonomy places the organism in Eukaryota, Metazoa, Chordata, Actinopteri, Osteoglossiformes, Mormyridae. The record is from RefSeq and is a predicted model, not a curated record.